This is a messenger RNA of Podarcis muralis (Common wall lizard), 8696 nucleotides long. RefSeq names its product SLIT-ROBO Rho GTPase activating protein 3 (gene SRGAP3). NCBI's taxonomy places the organism in Eukaryota, Metazoa, Chordata, Lepidosauria, Squamata, Lacertidae. Gene Ontology annotation, molecular function: protein binding. Gene Ontology annotation, biological process: signal transduction. The record is from RefSeq and is a predicted model, not a curated record.
GUCAAAAGCAGCUCCGUGCACCGGCGCCGCAGAGCGGAGCCAAUGCAUUCUCAGCAGCCAAACUAACUUCGGGCGCUCGCUUCCCCCCAUCCCCACCCCUCGCCGCCUGUCACCUUCCCCGUUCGGCAUCGGGAGCCUCGAGCCUGCUUGGAAAGGGGGGGGGCGUGUGUGUCUGUGGGUCGAGGCGGAGGCCGGGGAUGCGAUCCCCGUUUGCAACCUGACCUUCCUUGGAUUACAGCCAGAGAGCUUUUCACGCCGCUCCUCCUUGCUCUGGGUUUGCCUGCAUGCUAAGGAAGGAGGAACCUUUGCGUGUGCUGCUGCUGCUGCUUUUUCUUCUCUGAUCUGCCCCUCCCCUCCCCUCAGCUGCUUCCAGGGCUUGGCUGUGUAUUUAUUUAUUGAUUGAUUUAUUGGAUCGCCGCCUUUUCUUUCUUUUUUUUUAAUCGUCCUCUCCAACACAGAACGUCUCUUUGAAGGCUACUUGGGUGCAGGUGACACACCCUCCUCCUCCUCCUCCCUCUCUCCCCCCACCCGCACCCCCGGCGCUUCAUUCACUCCUCUUGUUAGUACAAGGGCAAUAGCUGUAGAUUAUUGGAUCUGUCCGGUUCUUCUUCUUCCUCUUCUUCUGUGAAGCUGCUGUGAAGCUGCUGCUGCUUGAUCGCCGGUCGCAGAAGGCAAAUGCCGGGAAAGGGAGCGAAGAAGAGAAGCUGUGUUGUCUUUGCAGCAAAGUGAAAAACGGAGAAGGCUGCAAAGCUGAUCCGGCGGAGCAGACCAAGCCGAGGGAGAGACUUUCUGCUCCUCCUAAAAGAAAAGAUAAGAGGAGAGGAGGGUGGGGGAAAAAAAAUCCUUGGGAUCUUGGUAGAUCUUCCCGAAGAUGUCAUCUCAAGCAAAGUUCAAGAAAGACAAAGAGAUCAUAGCAGAAUAUGAAACUCAAGUAAAAGAAAUUCGUACCCAGUUGGUGGAACAGUUCAAAUGCCUAGAACAGCAGUCUGAAUCCCGGUUGCAGCUCCUGCAGGACCUCCAGGAGUUCUUCCGCAGAAAGGCUGAGAUUGAACUGGAGUAUUCUAGGAACUUAGAAAAACUUGCGGAGAGAUUUUCUUCCAAGAUUCGCAGCUCCAGGGAACACCACCAGUUCAAGAAGGAUCAGCACCUUCUUUCUCCUGUGAACUGCUGGUAUCUGGUACUGACCCAAACUCGGAGAGAAAGCAGAGACCAUGCUACCCUGAAUGACAUCUUCAUGAACAAUGUCAUUGUCAGACUCUCCCAGAUCAGUGAGGAUGUCAUCCGGCUAUUUAAAAAGAGUAAGGAAAUUGGACUUCAGAUGCACGAAGAACUCCUGAAGGUGACCAAUGAACUCUACACUGUGAUGAAAACAUACCAUAUGUACCACGCUGAAAGCAUCAGUGCCGAAAGCAAACUGAAGGAAGCCGAGAAGCAAGAAGAGAAACAGUUCAACAAAGCAGGGGACAUCAGCGUGAACCUGUUGCGGCAUGAAGAUAGGCCCCAGCGCCGCAGCUCUGUCAAGAAGAUUGAGAAGAUGAAGGAAAAGAGGCAAGCAAAAUACUCAGAAAAUAAGCUGAAGUGCACUAAAGCUAGGAACGAUUAUCUGCUGAACCUGGCAGCGACAAAUGCAGCAGUCAGUAAAUACUACAUCCAUGAUGUCUCAGACCUGAUUGAUUGCUGUGACUUGGGAUUCCAUGCCAGCCUGGCACGGGCGUUCAGAACAUAUCUUUCUGCUGAAUACAAUCUAGAAACCUCACGUCACGAGGGCCUGGACAUCAUUGAGAAUGCUGUAGACAACCUGGAUGCACGGAGUGACAAGCAUACAGUCAUGGAUAUGUGCAACCAAGUCUUCUGUCCUCCACUAAAGUUUGAAUACCAGCCUCAUAUGGGGGAUGAGGUAUGUCAAGUGAGCGCCCAGCAGCCAGUUCAGACAGAGUUGCUCAUGCGAUAUCACCAGCUGCAGUCUAGACUUGCCACACUCAAAAUAGAAAAUGAAGAGGUGCGAAAAACAUUGGAUGCUACUAUGCAGACAUUGCAAGACAUGCUGACAGUGGAAGAUUUUGAUGUCUCAGAUGCCUUCCAGCAUAGUCGCUCCACUGAGUCGGUCAAAUCAGCUGCUUCAGAGACUUACAUGAGUAAAAUAAACAUUGCCAAGAGGAGAGCCAACCAACAAGAAACUGAAAUGUUCUAUUUUACUAAAUUUAAAGAGUAUUUGAAUGGCAGCAACCUUAUUACCAAGCUGCAGGCUAAACACGACUUACUGAAGCAGACUCUGGGAGAAGGUGAAAGAGCUGAAUGCGGUACAACCAGGCCCCCAUGUCUUCCCCCUAAGCCACAGAAAAUGAGGAGACCUAGGCCUCUCUCAGUCUAUAAUCAUAAACUCUUUAACGGCAAUAUGGAAACAUUCAUUAAGGAUUCAGGACAGGCUAUUCCACUUGUGGUCGAAAGUUGCAUUCGGUACAUCAACUUAUAUGGUCUUCAACAACAGGGUAUUUUUAGAGUUCCUGGAUCUCAGGUUGAAGUCAAUGAUAUCAAGAACUCAUUUGAGAGAGGUGAAGAUCCCCUUGCUGAUGAUCAAAAUGAACGUGACAUUAAUUCUGUUGCUGGGGUCUUAAAGCUGUAUUUCCGAGGACUGGAAAAUCCACUCUUUCCUAAGGAAAGAUUUCAAGACUUGAUCUCUACUAUAAAAAUUGAAAGCGUUGCAGAACGAGUGCACCAGAUCCAGCAAAUCGUUAUUACCUUGCCACGGGCCGUCAUCAUUGUCAUGAGAUAUCUCUUUGCUUUCCUCAACCACUUGUCACAGUACAGUGAUGAGAACAUGAUGGAUCCUUACAACCUGGCCAUCUGCUUUGGACCAACUUUGAUGCAUAUUCCAGAUGGGCAGGAUCCAGUGUCCUGCCAGGCUCAUGUCAACGAGGUCAUCAAAACUAUCAUAAUCAAUCAUGAAGCCAUCUUCCCUAGCCUCAGGGAGCUGGAAGGACCCGUUUAUGAAAAAUGCAUGACAGGUGGCGAAGAGUACUGUGACAGCCCGCACAGUGAGCCAGGCACCAUUGAUGAAGCAGACCAUGACAAUGGCACGGAGCCACACACCAGCGACGAUGAGGUGGAACAGAUUGAAGCUAUUGCCAAGUUUGACUACAUUGGGCGGUCCCCACGCGAGUUGUCUUUCAAGAAAGGUGCCUCACUUCUAUUGUACCAUCGAGCAUCUGAAGACUGGUGGGAAGGUCGCCAUAAUGGUGUGGAUGGCCUCAUACCACAUCAGUACAUAGUGGUGCAAGAUAUGGACGAUGCAUUCUCAGACAGCCUGAGUCAGAAGGCAGACAGCGAGGCAAGUAGUGGACCUCUGCUGGAUGAUAAAGCCUCAUCAAAGAAUGACAUCCAGUCUCCAACAGACCAUAUUCCAGACUACGGAUUUGGGGGAGUAAUGGGACGGGUAAGGUUGAGAUCCGACGGGGCAGCAAUCCCUCGCCGUCGCAGUGGAGGCGAUACACACAGCCCUCCCAGAGGGAUUGGUCCUGGGAUAGACACCCCUCCUCGAGCAGCAGCUUGUCCCAGCAGUCCCCACAUAUUACCACUGAACAGAAGCAGGAUUGAGAGCCCAGAGAAGCGCAGGAUGGCCACUUUUGGCAGUGCUGGCAGCAUCAACUAUCCAGACAGGAAGGCCUUGAUUGACGGCCACCCACUGAGGCCCACCUGCAGCUCAACUCGGCACAGUAGUCUUGGGGAUCAGAAGUCACUAGAAGCCGAAGCACUUGCAGAGGACAUUGAGAAGACAAUGAGCACAGCAUUGAAUGAGCUGCGUGAGCUUGAAAGGCAAAAUACUGUGAAACAAGCCCCUGACGUUGUCCUGGACACCCUUGAACCAAUGAAGAACCCUCAGAUAGGUUCUGUCAACUCUGAACCUGCCAGCCCCCUUCACACCAUCAUGAUCAGAGAUCCUGAUGCUGCCAUGAGGCGUAGCAGCAGCUCAACCACAGAGAUGAUGACUACUUUUAAGCCUGCCCUCUCAGCCCGGCUUGCUGGAGCUCAGCUUAGGCCCCCACCCAUGAGACCCAUCCGGCCAGUUGUCCAGCAUCGAUCAAGUAGCAGCAGUAGCUCAGGAAUGGGUAGUCCUGCAGUGACACCCACAGAGAAGAUCUUCCCAAAUAGCUCCUCAGAUAAAUCUGGCACCAUGUAGCUAGCACCAUCCCGAGGAAAUCUCUGGUGGAAACAUGGGUAACCACCCCUAUUUUCAUUUCCUGUGUGAUUGUACAAAAUGAUGUCAUUUACUGAAGGGAAAAGGCAGCGAAAACGACUCUUGGAAAAACAAUGGCACUGAGGACAGUAGGUGUGGCUUAAGGAUUUCAUGAUAUUUUACACACAUACUCAUCAAGAUUGCUGGAAAUAUUUGGUGUAGCCAAAUAAGAUGGCUAUUUUAUGUAUUACCACUGGAACAUUCUGGUCUGUGUAGAAGUAUAUAUAUAUAUGACACUGUCCAUAGCCCAGUAACAUUUUAGUAGAUUUACCUCAGAAACUCACCCCUAGACUUCUGCUGGAGAGCGAUUUUGUGUGUGUGAGUGAGUGUGCGUGUGUGGAUUACACAGCAACCGUGCAUUAAGCAAUAGAAGAUUGGUCAGUCCUUGAAUUGAAUAUUCACACUGGCUUGGCUUGGCGUUAGAGUUGCAGCAAGCAAAAGGAAACACCCUGGGGGUUUGGCUCAGCUGUUGUCCUGCAAAUACAGAAGUGCAUCUGAUGGUGAUGUUUACCCUGCUAGGUAGAUGGAUGGAUUUUUGUCUGCAAGUUCAUCUCUUAAAGACUGGUUCAUUGAAACAUGGAAGCUUGUGGUCAUUUCCUGGUUGGAAGGAGUAUACCACCUGUGGACGCAAAGAAAUUAAAAGUAGUACACCUUCCCUUUGCGUGAAGGGAAAACCUAGGAUUUUCUGUACGUACUUCAUGUUGUAGCACAAUGUUAUGUGUGUACAAAAGAAACUCAACUCCUGCUGUCUUGAAGUUUUCAAAACAGAAGAGGACUCUGAAGUAACCUGUGGUUGAUAACAAUAAAUAAAUAGGCUAACUUAUAUAGUGUUUGAAAUAUUUUAUUCCCCCAUCCUUUGGAGAAAAUCUGGAUUAAAACAGGCAAGGAAGAUUUUGGUAAAACCACAUUCCCUUUAAAAUGACUCAGCAGCACAAGAGGGUCUUGACUCAAACUGUGUCCCCUUGCAUGAAUAGCAUGAGCCAUAUUUGACCACGUCAGAUAUAUAACUGAUCUGAUGAGGUGACAAUUUGCACUUUCUGUACUGUACUAUAUAACAAUAUACAGCCGUUUGGAGUUUAUGAAAACAAAGUUACGUUUCUUUCUAAAAUUUAACCUAGGCAAAAAAUAAUAAUUAUGCAGCGAGAGCUCGGGGUUGCAUGAUAGCUAAAACUUUUCCCUAUUUACUGAACUCAAGACUCUUCUUGCUGCAAUUUUUUUAUUUUGUCUCCUUUUUUGCGGACAUCUCUGGCUGGACAUUUUCACUUUUAAUUUAAACACCGUUGUGCUUCUUGACGAACCUCGUUCAGACUGUGCACUUGAUUAACUCUGCACUUUCCUUUCCUUUCUUGGCAUCUUUUGGCUUUAAUUUUGCAGUGGCCAUCAUUGAAAAAGAAGCUGGACUCGUUUCCCAUUACUCCCUAGAGGUUGGUUUUAAUGGCAUCUGCCAUCUUUCAGGAUGGUGUACCAUAUUUAAAGCAGGGCCAGAGCUGUCAGGCAAUCCUGUGGAGGCUUGGCAGUGGCAGGGAGUUCGCGAUGGAGGAACCAUCACUUCCUAAGCCCUGCAAGGCUUGUUCCAGUUUGGAUCUAGGCUUGGCUGGGGUGGCGGAGGCAGCAGCUCUUUGCUUCCCCACCCUCGCCAUUGGUUUCAAUGAGAAGGUGUCCAGGACAUGCCUGGAGGGGGGAGGGAAGAGAUUAUUUGCAUCAAUAUAUGCCUGGAAUUCUCCCAUUUUGCCCUCACUGCCCUUGGGGACACUGAGGACUAUAUUAGCAAUGGCCUGCAGGAGGACUCCAGCUAUUGGUCUCCCCCACUGAAAACAGAGAGGGAGUACCCAGUUGCCUGCCAGGCAACCUUCCCAUGGGUUUAGGAUUGUUCCUUUAGUAACUUACCAUUUUAUCCUCCUUUAUUUGCACAAAUACAUCCCCAGUCCCGUCUGUGUACAUAAAAUGCAUAGAAUAGCCAAGUAUUGGGUGGGAUAUCUAUUACCCUCUGAAGUAAACACACACAAUCAUUGUGUGAUUCUCCUUUCUUUAAAUACCUCAUGUGCAAGCAUGCUUCAUCCAUGUUCCCUCUUCUCUUAACUGCCCCUUGCCUGUUUUAGUCUGUUUAUAUAAUGGUGUACCUGCUUAAAUGAUGAAAAGUAACUGCUACAAUGUAACCUUUUUUUUAAGGCUAAAUUUUAGUUGAGACCCAGUGAUACCCAAUCUUUGCACUUAGUAGAUAAUUCAGUGUAACAAAAAUGCAUCGGUAAAAAUGAAAACAACCUCCCCAUCCCUAAAACAGUCCUGACCUUCCCAUGUAUAGUGUGAAGGGAAAAUAAUGUAUGUAGUUUAUUCUAUUAUUGUUCCUUAAUAUAAUAUUACAAAGAGAAAAUGUGUUUACCUACAUGUCUGCUAAUGUUGUAGGCAUUUGUAAUUGCCACAAUUAGUUAAUAUAGGAGUGUGUUUUUUUCCAUUCAUCAAAUUAUUUUUAUCUCUCCCACCCCCCCUCCCUUGCCUUUCCAACUUUAGAGUAACCCAAAGGUCAUUAUGACAGCAGAUGUUAAGUUUGCUGUAGUAAAGAGCAAGUAAGUGACGUCUUAGGCAUUGGGAUGGGGGUGGAGGAAAAAUCAUUUGUCAAACUAUUUUAUCUCCAUUGCCAGUUACGUUUCCCCCACUUUAGCUCACGGGGAACAGUUACUUUAGCAGCGGUUUUUUUUUAAGCAUACUUUUGAAAGUGACUUGAGAACAAAACCAUGACUUUAUUUGAGGGUUUACUUUGAUACACUUCCAGUGUCUUUUUAAAAAUAAAUUAUUUUUUGCAUCUUCAUCUGUAGGUGGGGUUGUGUUUUUUUAAAAAAAUCUUUAAGUGCCUUUUGAGCACCGGAACAAAUGCUUGGAUUAAAUGUGCUUGGGAACUAGACAUAUCAAGAUAUCUCUUGUACAGUUAAUGUUAUACUGUGGGUGCAUUGCUUUAAAGUUUCCCCCUCCUCUUUCUGUUGUAUGAACAAGAAAUGUAUUUGCAUUUUUAAAGAGCUACCCACAUACUCGCAUACAAACCGCAGUGUUUGUCAAAUUGCAGGCAACCACUAGGAAUUGUAGAAGACCUUCUGCAUUUGUGUGUAGUACAAAAAUCACAACAUUGGCAAAAUAUGUUGUCGAAUCAUCAAAUCUUGGGUAGAGUUUGCACGUGUCUACACAGUUCAGUUGUGUAGGUUUGGGGCACAAUAAUCUACUGGCAACUGUUUCAUUUUGCAAAGUGCCAUUUCCUGUGCGGUCUCGCACAAGAGAAAUUCCUGGUAGAUUUGCCUGUGUCCUCAGACACAACUGGAUCUGCCUUGACUCAACACAAUAAUUUCAAGGGACAAUUGAAAAUGCGUUAAAGUAGUGAAUGUGAAGUGCAUGAGCUGGAUAUUGUAAAUCAUUUGGGGGGGGCAGGAGAAUGAAGCAAAUCCGUCUCUUGCUCACUAUGCUAAUUAUGUCUUGUUCGUGCUGAUGCGAUUCCUAAAUCAGUAAUGGGAGCAUCUGUGUUGAGUUGAUCUGAGACCAAUAUCAGGGCAUAUAUAAUUUGGCGUGUGGUGCCAAAAUGAAGGGGGGGAUUGUAGUGUUGGUUAAAUUGGCUGAAGAAAAUACCAGAUGCAGCCUUUAAAUAAAAAAAUUAAAAAUUCUCAACUUCAAAAUGUUCCUAACAAUGAAAACUGUUCCUUUUUCUUUAUUGGCCUCUGGGCAAAUAAUGGGAGAGUGUCUCAAUGCCACAGUACUGAUGGAUACUGCACUCUAAAAUGGAGGGGGGGGGUUUUCCAAUGCAAAGCAAGUAAAAUAUCAUAGAAUUGACCUCUGAUCCUCCCCAUAAAAUCAGAAUGCUCUUCUUCAAUCACAGCUACUUUAGCUUGCGCCCAGAGAUGGCUGACUGUAGAUGUUGUCGCCUCUUCUCUUCUUCACCCCCUUGUAGCUUGGUGGCAGUAUUCCUUUUGUUCAACCAAGUGAUGCGUGUUAACGGUGCUGACUUAAAAGCAAUUGCACCCACCCUUAUAUUAUUGCUGUACAGAAACUGUCAUAAGCAAACAAUGUAAAUGUUUAAGACCUUUUAAUGAUAUAAAGACCAUGCACUUUUCCUCCCUCUUUGACUAAACAAUACAGUACCUGAUAGGGUUGUUUUUUUUCUGUUUGUAAAUCCUGGACUAUAUAAUUUCCUAGCAGUGCUGCAGUUUUCACAGUAUGGCAAUAGGCCUUCUGAAUCCAAUUUGCUUCUGAGUGGCUGCUUUUUGUUCUUGCCAGAAAACCUUAGGAAACUGCUGGUUGGCUGCCCUGUAUAAUGAUUGUCGCCCCUCUUAUGGAUAUUGUCUCUGUAAUGUAUGAUAAAAUGCCAUUCAGUUAGAGUGUCUGAUUGGAUCCUAUGUUAUGUAUGCUGAUGAUGCCAUGUAGAUCAAACCACUGGUUGGGUGUGGACUCAUCCUGUUGAAUAAACAGUUUACCUUUUCUCAAA